GCCCCACGCGCAAUGCCGCCGCCGGCUUUAACUCGUAACACCUAGCGCUCCCUUAGCCGGUAACGAUUGAUUAUAUCGAAAAGAACAGCUGAUCGCGUACAUGUUACUAUUACUACGUGCAACAUGAAUGUGUAUGGUUAACGGUUGAGUGUGUGCGUUCGUAGCGUGGACAGAGGGAAGUUGGAAAGAUGAGGCUCUGUACAUAUUUGCUGCUGAGUUUCUUGGCAGUGCCAGCAUCCCCAGAGCCUCGUCGGCUGACCAUCUCGGAGCCGCAGCAUCAUGUGGAGUUCACCAACGACACCGGCGUCAUUCUAACGUGCUCUACUAGAGGCCAGUACGAGUUGGACUGGCUGCUCGUAGACAACACGCCGGUGACGUCACUGGCGGGGCUCCGCAGGGUGCUGGCCAACGGAUCCCUGGAGUUCCCGCCCUUCCCGGCUGACAGGUUCCGGCGAGAUAUCCACACUGCCACCUAUAGGUGUAGGUUAAGGCUGAACAGCGGCUUCGCUAUUUUAUCUAAGAACAUUCACGUACAUGCAAUACUAAACGUCCCAUGGGAGGUGCAUGUGUCAGAUGAAUACGUGAUGGCGGGAAACGCCGCCAUCUUGCGCUGCACCGUCCCGCCGCACUACAGCGAACGAGUGCAAGAAACCGAAUGGUUCGCUGAUGAUGAAACUAGCGUAUUUCCUUAUUUAGGUUCAAAUUACGAACGCCUCGAUGACGGCUCAUUGUACAUAAGCGCCGUGAGUCCAGAGGACCGGUAUACCGUGUUUCGGUGCCAAGUUCGAGAUAAAAUAACCAACAAUGUAUAUUCUAGUCAAUAUUUUGGUCACAUAAUAGUAACAGAGCCGAAAGGGGAGGUGCGGCCGCGAUUAGCUGUUGAGAUGCGGUCGCGGAGGGUGCAGGUGGGCCACGAUGUGCGGUUACCCUGCGCAGCACACGCUUGGCCAGUUCCUACAUACAGAUGGUUCCGUGAGCACCACGAACAACUAAUACCCAUAGAGAAGACAUCAGUGUAUCCACGAACUAGGAUACUGGGUGGGCUACUCCGCAUACAAUCCGUGCAGAGGGAAGACGCAGGACGCUUCAUAUGCUGGCUCAAUAACACUGCCGGCAGUGAUUCUGUCCAUAUUUCACUCAUUGUUACAGAACCAAUAUCCGUCCGAAUAAAACCAGAUUUACUACGACCGAAACUAAACGCUGACAUAAGCAUGGAAUGCAAGGUGUCCGGCCAUCCCAUUGAGGUUGUAUACUGGAUACACGACGGCAAAUCCGUGAAGGACACAGACAGAAUACGAAUCUCUGAAGAUAGAUUGAGAUUACAUAUCAAAAAUACGCAGGUUAUGGACCAGGGGAUUUAUCAGUGCUUCGCAAGUAGUACGAGAGAUCAAGCUUAUGGAAUCGCUCAGGUUUUAAUUGAAGUAUCAGACAACAAACGUGAUUCUGGCAACCGAUCCCGACGUGCGCCCUUCGCUCGAAGCACGCAUACACACGACGCUGACUGGAAUUUCACUGGCAAUAGAGAAUCAAAACCUGAGCUCGUGUACUGGUUUUCGGAACAGACUCUUCAACCUGGCCCAAGCGUAUCGCUGAAAUGCGUAGCAAUGGGACAUCCUCCACCGCAAUUCACAUGGACUCUAGAUGGGUUUCCUAUACCCACUAAUUCACGAUUUGUCGUCGGCCAGCACGUGACGCUGCAAGACGACGUCGUCAGUCACCUGAACAUAAGUCGCGUGACAGAACAAGAUGGCGGCGAGUACGCGUGUGUGGCCAGCAACACCGCGGGGAAAGCGAGCCACGCUGCCCGAGUUAAUGUAUACGGGCUGCCCUAUAUACGGGAAAUGCCCAAAGUUACAGCUGUCGCGGGCAGUGAUUUGAAUAUCAAAUGCCCGGUCGCUGGAUAUCCAAUUGAAGCUAUCACCUGGGAAAGAGAUGGUCAAAAUCUACCUCUAAACCGGCGUCAAAAAGUGUUUCCAAAUGGUACUCUGAUAGUGGAACAAACGCAGCGUGGUGAAGAUGCAGGAACCUACACCUGCCAGGCGACAAAUAGACAACGUCAUGUAGCAAGGCGAGAAGUAGAGGUGCAAAUAUUAGUGCAGCCGAAGAUAUUGCCGAUCCAGCCUUUGACGAAUCUGUUGCGAGAGGGUAUGAGGGCGGCGAUAUCGUGUCAGAUAUUGGAGGGGGAUUUGCCGAUCGCGUUUCGUUGGGAGAAGAACGGGCAGGCGGUGACGUCAUCGCCGUACGCGCCGAGCGGGAUCCUCACGCGGCGCAUGGACGAGUACAGCGCGUCGCUCGUCAUCGAGCACAUCACCUCGCUGCACAGCGGGAACUAUACGUGCAUAGCCUCUAACGUGGCUGGCUCGGAACGGUUUACUGUGCCUUUGACUGUUAAUGUUCCUCCUCGAUGGCGCUUGGAGCCAAACGAUAUAGCAGUAGCGGCUGGACAAGAUGUCACCUUACAGUGUCAAGCAGAUGGCUAUCCAAAACCCAUCAUCACGUGGAAAAAAGCCGUCGGAAAAACACCGGGCGAGUACAAGGACUUCAUGUUCGAAGGCAGUUCAAGGGUCCUAGAGAACGGGUCGCUUGUCUUCGAGCGAGUUGCCAAAGACAGCGAAGGGCAUUACUUGUGUGAGGCGAGGAAUGAUAUCGGCGCGGGACUGAGCAAAUUAAUAUUCCUGAAAGUUAAUGCCCCCGCUCGCUUUCCCGUAAAGAGCAAAACCGUGCAAGUAACAGCAGGGGAAGCUGCACAUCUACAAUGCGCUGCAUCUGGGGAUGCACCGCUCGAAGUCACGUGGAGAAGCCCUCAUCAUCACACCAUAGCACACCAUUUGGAUCAAAGGUACACAAUCCGCGAGCAAGUCCUGGACGACGGGCUAGUGUCAGAGCUCAGUAUCCUGCAAACAUACCGCCAGGAUACUGGCGCGCUCACCUGCCGCGCGUCCAACGCGUACGGACAGGACGAAAUGUUGAUACAUUUGCUUGUGCAAGAGGUUCCAGAAAUGCCAAAAAACAUAAGAAUAAUCGACCAACAAUCGAGGUCGAUACAAAUAUCUUGGACGCAACCCUACGCAGGCAAUAGCCCUAUCAUUAACUACAUUGUUCAGUACAAGGAAGCACCAGAACCUUGGCCAACCACCCCACAAAAGGUAAUCGUCCCCGGGAGUGUGACGUCAGCAAGCGUACAGAACCUACAACCAGCUACGUCUUACCAUUUGCGUAUUAUAGCAGAGAAUAGACUGGGGCAGAGUGAACCGAGUCAACUUGUGCAAGUCACUACUACUGAAGAAGUCCCCAGCGGCCCCCCGCUGGACGUGCGUGUGGAAGCGAAAAGUUCCACGGAACUAAUCGUCACUUGGGAUCCGCCGCAGAAGGAUUUAUGGAACGGAAACAUUCUGGGUUAUUAUGUGGGAUUUCAAGAGCUAAACAACAACAGUAGUGUACUCAGCGCUAGCGGUCCCGGCGGAGCUUCAUACACAGUACGCACGGUAGAAGGAACAGGAACUGCCCGAGCUAGAACUACACUCUCGGGGUUACAGAAACACACGCCAUAUGCUGUUGUAGUGCAGGCGUACAAUAGUAGAGGCGCUGGACCCGCUUCACCACCCACUACCGCUACUACUAAUGAGGAUGUGCCCAGUCUCCCCCCGGGCUCGCUACAAUGCACAGCGCUGAGCUCACAAUCCGUGCGAGUGAGUUGGGAGCCGCCGCCUGUUCGCGGGAGAAAUGGCGUUUUGCAAGGGUACAGAGUUACUUAUGCACCAGUUACUGAUUGGUAUGGUAGUGAAGAAGCAGUAACAAAGCAGAUAUCGGGCAUGCACACCACAUUAUCUGGUCUACGUCGCUACACAAACUACUCUGUGACUGUGUGCGCGUUCACAGCAGCGGGGGAUGGAGUUAGAGCUGCCCCUGUUUAUUGUCAUACUGAGGAAGAUGUUCCUUCUGCACCAGCUGAUAUCAAAGCGGUGGUAUCAUCGAGAAACAAGAUAUUGGUAUCGUGGCUUCCUCCGUCGAAUCCUAAUGGAGUUCUUGUGGGAUAUACGCUUUAUUUGAGCGUCAUUGAAGAUGGUAGAGAGGAGGGCACCCGCAAGCGCAUGCUGUCGCCCAGCACGCUGACGCACGAGACGUCCCGCUCGCCGGCGCGCGCCACGCACCAGUUCUGGGUGUCCGCCUCCACGCGCCUCGGGGAGGGCGACACCACACGGGUCGUCACUGUGCUGCCCUCGGAUUCUGUGCCAGCCAGAAUAACAUCAUUCAGCCGCAGUAUAGUGACCCCUUGGAAGGAAAAUAUCUCUUUAUCCUGCAAUAAAGUUGGCAUCCCAACUCCAACCACAACGUGGAGCAUGAACGGCGCUGUAUUGGAAUCUACGUUGCGAAAAAAUGUGACUAAUGAUGGAACUCUAAUUAUCAGUAUGACACAAUACGCAGACAGCGGCAACUAUACUUGCCUGGUAGAGAACCAACAUGGCCACGACGAGGUCACAUAUCUGGUGGAAGUGAAGGUUCCUCCCCAACCACCAGUGCUGGCUGUUGUGGACUCGUAUGCGGAUUCCCUGCAUCUGCAGUGGAGUGACCAUGGGGAUGGUGGAAGUCCUAUAUUGGGAUACGUAAUAAACUACAAACGCGAACACGGUGAUUGGGAGGAACUGCAAGUGGAAGCUGGUACUUCAGAACACGUGCUCCCAAACUUGUGGUGUGGGACCCGAUACCAGCUGUAUAUUACGGCUUUUAAUAGAAUUGGUACUGGGCUCCCUUGUGAUAUUGUUCAUGCGUAUACUAAGGGCACUGUGCCGGUGAAACCAAAGCACUCGCAAAUGAUAACACUCAACACUACAACGGUGACGGUUUGGCUCGACUCGUGGGGAGAUGGCGGAUGUGGGAUUCUUUACUUUGUGAUCGAGUAUAGGGAAGUUAGCCAGUCUCAGUGGCGUCUAGUAUCCAACAGCGUGCAAGCAACAGAGCGCGUGUUCAGCGUGAUGGGCCUGUCGCCCGCAACGCACUACCAACUACGCAUCACGGCACAUAACAACGCGGGCCAUGCGGUCGCGUUGUAUAACUUCACCACGCAUUCUUUGAGCGGCAUGCUAGAAGGCGAGAUAUCUCCCGCAGUACCAGCAGCGGGUGCACGGUCACUGGGCGGUGCACGAGUUUUGCUCCCUGCAGCUCUUUCGUUGUUAGUGCUGGCUGCUCUUGUAGCUAUUGUACUAUUGGUCAGGAGGAACAAGAGCGGCGCUGAGACUGCAGUCACAGAGAGUGGGGUCGGCGAGUCGCCUUCUGUCGCGCAGUUACAGAACAAGGUCAACCGCUCCAACGACCAUCAGUACCUUGCUGCAAGGGCUCACCAUCCGAACCCACCGCAUCAUUAUAAGCACGCGUCUAAUGAAUACAUUGAAGACAUUUGUCCCUACGCCACGUUCCAACUCACGAAGCCAAGCGCGUAUAGCGAGAGUAGCUACAGCGGCAAUGUUUACAGUGGCCCUUAUCAUUCAGUACGGGGCUCAUUUGUGUACCACGAUCUCAAACAAAACGAUAAAUAUAAGGGAAAAGAGCCAGAAUAUACGAAAGUAAGAAGAAAAGGAAAUAGACUGCGCGAUCCUCACUCUGAAAGUCAAGAGUCGGACAACUUGGGCUCGACGGACUCGGAGGUGAAGAAGAUACUAACGCUGCACCUGCCAAUUACAGAGUACGAGGACGACGCGAGCGACGACGCGAGCGCGCCGCACUCCGACAGCGAGCCCGCCGCGCGCCUGCGCCCCGCACACCCCACCACCUACCCGAGCGUGGAGCGCGAAGAGUCGUCCUCGUCGUCGGAGACGUCAGCGGGCGGAGUGGUGCGCAAGGCGUUCCCGUCGCGCAAGGGCAAGGCGGGCGUCGGCAAGCGGCACGUGCGCUCCUCCAGCGGGUACAGCAGCCACAACGACGAGACCACCUUCAGCAUAUCCAACUACCCGUCGUUCAACGAGCACAUCCACCCGCCGUCGCGUUUCUCGGACGACACGGAGGGCGACGCGCCGCGCGACCGCCGCAAGCGUCUCGCGCACCUCGCGCACCUCGCCCCCCGCGCGCCGCACACACCGCACCCCCCGCACCCACCGCACCCACCGCACCCACCACACGCGCACGACACCAAGGUCACGCGUGAAGCGUUCCAAAUCAACGUCUGAAUUGACGUAGAAGCGGUCUACGCGAACAAACUAGUUAAAGCCGUUCCGCGUUAUCUACAUAAUUCUACACACACAAACCACUAAGUUCAGACAUGGUAUAAAGAAUGAAGUACGCCAUCUCCCGGCAUAUGGAGUGCGCAGUACCUAAACCCGCAAAGCACAAGGUUGUCACUUGUCACAUUGAUAUUUUAAUGUAUAAACAAACACCGCUCGCAACAAUGGCGCCCCGUCCGAUUAGGGCCCUUCUGGCCUCCUCCACUCAAGCGACAGCUCAAGCCGAGGUUGGUGGUCCGCGUCAAGGGGGGACGCCCUUGUGCAUGUCGCUA
Molecule: messenger RNA, 6487 nt
Organism: Colias croceus (clouded yellow)
Lineage: Eukaryota; Metazoa; Arthropoda; Insecta; Lepidoptera; Pieridae
Gene: Dscam4
Product: Down syndrome cell adhesion molecule-like protein Dscam2
Exons: 38
Coding region: 189-6161 (1990 amino acids)
Molecular function (GO): protein binding
Source: RefSeq, a predicted model, not a curated record